This is a messenger RNA of Gavia stellata (red-throated loon), 1945 nucleotides long. RefSeq names its product kelch domain containing 3 (gene KLHDC3). The transcript is spliced from 11 exons. NCBI's taxonomy places the organism in Eukaryota, Metazoa, Chordata, Aves, Gaviiformes, Gaviidae. The coding region runs from base 222 to 1370 and encodes 382 amino acids. The record is from RefSeq and is a predicted model, not a curated record. Gene Ontology annotation, molecular function: chromatin binding; protein binding. Gene Ontology annotation, cellular component: cytoplasm.
GAAAAUAGAAAGUCUAAAUCAAAUACAACAAACAGCUGAAAAAUCUGACUGUAAAAACCACGAUCUCUCUUUUCUUCUUCUUUUUUUUUCUUUUUCCAUCUAUGCCACUUUGCUCAAGUCACCACAACAGUUUUGGAAGAGCCAGGUGACGUCGUGGUGGCCCAGGAAGCAUGCAGCUGUGGCGCUGGGGGCCCUGAAGACUGUCUGGCUCGCAGGGAGGAAUGCUACGGUGGGCAGUGCACUUGGAAGGUGGGCCGCGGAGGGUGAACCACGCGGCCGUGGCCGUCGGGCACAAGGUCUAUUCCUUCGGUGGAUAUUGUUCUGGAGAAGACUAUGAGACUCUGCGGCAGAUUGACGUCCAUGUUUUUAAUGCAGUGUCUCUGCGCUGGAUCAAGCUGCCUCCGGUGUGGACAAACAGCCGAGACCACGUGAGAGAGGUGCCCUACAUGAGGUACGGGCACUCAGCAGUGCUCAUAGACGACACCGUCUACAUAUGGGGUGGUCGCAACGACACUGAGGGAGCCUGCAACGUACUCUAUGCCUUUGAUGUCAACACGCACAAGUGGUUCACGCCAAAGGUGUCUGGAAUGGUCCCAGGAGCACGAGACGGGCACUCAGCUUGUGUCCUAGCAAAGAGCAUGUUUAUCUUCGGAGGCUACGAACAGCUGGCUGACUGCUUUUCAAACGAUAUCCAUAAGUUGGACACCACAAACAUGAUGUGGACCUUAAUCUCUGCCAAGGGUACACCAGCUCGCUGGAGAGACUUCCAUUCAGCUACCAUCAUUGGAACAAAGAUGUACGUAUUUGGUGGCAGAGCUGAUCGUUUUGGGCCAUUUCACUCCAACAAUGAGAUCUACUGUAACCGCAUUAAAGUAUUUGAUACAGAAACAAACUCCUGGCUGGACUCCCCUCCAACUCCAGUGCUCCCUGAAGGCCGGCGGAGCCAUUCAGCAUUCAGCUACAAUGGGGAGCUAUAUGUAUUUGGUGGCUACAACGCACGCCUGAACAGACACUUCCACGACCUCUGGAAAUUCAAUCCAGUUUCUCUUUCUUGGAGGAAGAUUGAGCCCAAGGGGAAAGGCCCGUGUCCUCGACGCCGGCAGUGCUGCUGCAGAGUGGGGGACAAAAUCAUUCUCUUUGGAGGCACCAGCCCGUCUCCAGAGGAGGGAAUGGGUGAUGAAUUCGACCUGAUGGAUCACUCGGAUCUCUACAUCCUCGACUUCAGCCCCAGUCUGAAGACGCUGUGUAAGCUAGCAGUGAUUCAGUACAGCCUGGACCAGUCCUGCCUUCCCCACGACAUCAGAUGGGAGCUCUCUGCCAUGACAACAAACAGCACCAUCAGCCGCCCCAUCGUCUCCUCCCAGGGCUGACGCCGGCUCAUCCUUCUACCACUCUGCCCUCACCCCUCCACACACUGACCUGUUGCUCCACUGCCUGCAUGAGUUUUUAGCCCUUUCAAGCAAGGAACAUGUGAGCUCAGUUUGCCUUGCCCUAGCCAGGCCUUGCUCUGCCCUUGUCACGCUUUGGGCAGCACAAGUGUGCAGGCAGAGCAGGCUGCUGGGGAAGAAAUCGGCUUGCCCCAGCAGCACAACUGUGAACCCCCCUCCUUGCUGAUGGCUCCAGCAUCUCCUGCCCUCCUUCCCCUCGCCUGUGGAGCUGCAGCUGUGCUGACCUGGUCCCCGGCCACUUUCCAAAGGCCUGAAUGAACUCCUACCACCAGCCAUGGCCCCAGGAUUGGCCUCGGGCUAUGAACUGUUCCUGCGCUGCCUCGAGAGAGCGGGGACAUCCACGCCUGCACCUGCCAGUGCUGACCAGCUUCCUGGCACCGGAUGGCAGGUCCCAGCCCCGAGCUGAGCCUGAUGUGGGGACCUGGGCCCAGCUGGACCCUCUGCCCAGCUCCCGUUGUAAAACAGCAACUGGGGGGAGUUUUAUAAACGCUGAGGCA